Molecule: messenger RNA, 4325 nt
Organism: Cuculus canorus (common cuckoo)
Lineage: Eukaryota; Metazoa; Chordata; Aves; Cuculiformes; Cuculidae
Gene: KNOP1
Product: lysine rich nucleolar protein 1
Exons: 5
Coding region: 29-1822 (597 amino acids)
Source: RefSeq, a predicted model, not a curated record
GGCGAGGCGCGCGCCGCACGUGGGCAGAAUGAUAAUAAAGAAAAAGAGAAAAGAAGUUCAUGAGGAACCUAUAGAGAAGAAGAAAAAGGUGAAAAGCAGUAGCAGCCAGACUGUUAUUAAAGUUGAGAAAGAUGUUCAAACUGUCAUUAAUAUUGAGGACGAUGACCAUCUUAAGACAAAACCAGAGGUGAGGAAAAAGGAGAAUUUAAAAGAUGAAUGUUUAGACCAAUUAGAACUGAAGAAGAAGAAGAAGAAAAACAAGAGGAAAAAAAAAGACUCUGAAUCUUGGAAAGAGGCACAUUCAGAAAGCUUUGUGAAUAUAGGUGGCCAUCUGGAUGCAGACCCUCGAGAAGAAUCAGUGCAACAAAUUCUCAGAAAGAAGAAGAGAAAAGCCCGAUGUCAUUCCCCCUUAACACUAGAGAAUAAUCAGAGUAGUGACAUCAAGCUUUCAGAUCAUCAUGCAGAUGGUACUAAGGAAAAUGAAUUUGCUUUUAAAAAAAGCAGAAAGAAUACUGCUUUGAAUUUGGAAUUGGAUGAUGAAGUAGCUAAGAAAAAAAAGAAGAAAGGACUUUUUUCUUUUUCAUUAGAGGACAUCCAGGACAGUGAACAUAAACAGUCUGAAAAAGUUUGUAAGAAACCAGACAAAUACAUCUCGCAAGAAAAUCCUUUUACCGAUGAAACCCACAGAACAGAUAUUACCCAGAAUGAUAGGGAGAGUUAUGUGAGAAGAAAGAAGAAGAAAAAGAAAAAUAAGUCCGACUCCUUUUUACCAGAAAAUCAGGACAAUAUCUGUGCCGUUCCUGAUAGCCUCACUACAUUAAUAGACUUCAGAAAAAGGCAAAAAAAGAAUUCCCAGGAAACUACAUUCACAAAUAGAGAAGAGGAAGACACUGCUGAGUCAGGAAGUAUCAGCGAGACCAAGAGGAGGAAGAAGAGAAGCAAAGAUAUUUCUUCCUUAACAUGUGAAGAUGAUCAAGGCUACAGUGACAGAGUUCCUGAUAAGCAUCUCCCUGCACAGCAAGAAGAUGAGUCUGAGGAAAAAGAGCUUUCUGGAAAAAAAUGCAGGAAGAAUAUAAAGGACAAUAAUGAAGUAAUCAAGAAGAAAACAAAAACUCAGAAAGAGGAAACAACACAUUCAAAGAUUUCUUUAAGCAAUAAAAAGGAUAAAGAGAGUGAAACGCAGCAAGCUGAAUGUGUCAUGGGGGAUGCUGGAGUUUUAUGCAGUCAAAGUCAUAUACUCUGUGACAAAAAAAGCAAAAAACGAAAAAAAGAAGAAUCACAGGACUCUGCUGAAGAACCAGGUUCAAAAGCAAAUUUGAAAAGGAAAAAGAUCAAAAGAGAAGACACAGGGAAUGAGACACUGAAAGAUGUAGAGGAUGUAACUAUUGUCCAGGAAAAAAAAGGAAACUGUGAUGAAGUUAACAUAGACAAGGUGAGGCGGCAGGCUCUGCAAGAAGAAAUCGAUAGAGAAUCUGGCAAAACUAAGGUUUUCAGUCCCAAAGUAGAACGGGAUACAAAGUUCGGCCAGUGGAGUACAGCUACAUUUCAAAGUUCUGAGGAAGAAACAAAGUUUUUUCGACUGAUGGGUGGCUUUAAAAAGGGCUCUGUUCCUACCCAGAAUCUCUCAGCAACUACAAACAAACCAAACAUGGCUCUGAACAGGGAAGGGGAGGAGAAGUUACAGCAGGCUCUGAAGAUGGAAUUCGAUAAAGCAAUGGACUUGAAGCAACAUAGAGGAAUUGGUCUUGGAUUUCAACCUGCUGCCAACAAAAAAGUAUACAUAGACAAAUAUACAUCUAAAUCUAUAAAAUUUGAAGAUUAAAACUCUGAAGUAAUAAAUGGAAUGAAAAUUCAGCAUGCAAAUUUCACGGUCCACAUCUUUUUUUAACUUGAAAUAUCAAGUGUUUAAGAAAUUUAAUUUAUGAGGCGCUUUUAGUACAAGUUUUGGCAUACAGCAGAUUAUGUGGAGCUGGGUCCUCACUCCAGCGUUUAAACAGUUAAGUUUUUGAAACUUUUAAAAUCUUUUCUACAAGGCAACAGACAGCCUGCUUCACAGAUUGAAGGUAGAUGGGCAAUGCCUGCAACAAGCUGAAACUUAGUAAUUUUUUUUAAAAGGCUGAUUUCAUACCUUUUUUUAGCUACAUCUUAGUGAUUCAAAAAGAUUUUUAAUGUUCUGUAAAAUCUUCAUAUUUUUACACUCAGUGAGUGGUACAAAAUGAUGCUUUACUUUGAAGAAACACUACUGGUGUGCCUACAAAUUUGAUGAGGGUAGACUUAACUCAGCAAGCAGUUUUUCAAUAUAAGUAUUUCAUUAUAAUAAUGAAUAGCGUUGAACAUCCUCUGUAUUUUAACUAUGCUCUGGCCAUUGGAUUUUCAAGCAGCAGCUGUUAUCUGUAAAUGAAGGUAAAUGCUUUCUAGAUAGCAACACCAAAUAUAUGGGGAUCCAGACUUCCCAAAUUACAGAAAGCAAGGUGCUUAUUUUAGGAAGGUGCUUAUUGGGUUCAUUACACAUCAGUAUGAAUGAAAUUUCUAACCUCUGGAUUUUCAGACAGCCCGCACUUACACUGGGUUUUUUUGAGUACAAAAUAAGAGACUGCAUUUCUGUAUGCCACGUUCAGAAGUGACGGGUCCAAACCAGUCUACCCAUGUCUUGCUUGAAGUUACAAAAAGAGAGUAAAUCUGUCAUGUAUUUUAUGACCGCCCAAGUCACGUGUUAUGGGAGACUGUUGACAAGUGUCAGUGUAACUCUGGUUCUUGAGUAGAACAAGGUGACCAUCGCUGGCGUCCGUGCCUGCUGCGAUGAAAUAGUGGCUGACCUGCAGGGGAAGCCCAGCCUCAGGAUGAGGUUACUAUCACUGCUUACCCAACUUAGUGUUUUCUGCUAAAUCACCUUGCCUUUUUGAUAAGAUCAUGCCAACUGGUCUCCUAAAUGUCUUGCUCUUUUAAGGCAACCUCCUUGACAGACAGCAGCCUUUUCCAGUGGACACUCAACCUGAAAGCAGCUGCCUCCAGCAGAAAAUGCACUUAACAAAUCAGUAGUUCCAGUAGAUUUUGAGGUGGAAGAGAAAAUUAUGCAGAGGCUCCAGCUUAAGCUGUUGCCAUUAAUCCAUUCCCAUACCUGGGAAAAUGGAGAUGCUAAGCCACUUCCUGCAGGGUCUGAACUUGUCUUUGAGGAAACCAUUUCCUUUAAAGUGUCAUUUAAAACCACCACUACCUCAGGGUGAGCCUGUUGCACCAGUGCUCCCAAAGCUCAGUGACUGCCUUCAGCUGGCCCUUCUAAAUUUCAGCACUUGAUUUACUUAAUGUCAGGUAGUGGAGGUUCUGUUUUCUUUUCUGGUUUAAGACAAAUGCUGAAAUCGGGCCCACAGCUACUUGCCUGGCAAAAAACCCCCAGGUUAAAAUAAAUUAACAGGUAGAAAAAUUCAACUAGUGAUUUCAUUUAGGAGGAGAGGGACAGCACGUACAGCUUUCUGCUGCAGAGCCAGUCUUGGAUGGGUAGUGACAGGUCGUGCAGUGCCACUGAUGAAGAUGCUGAGGGUGAGAUUGGUCCUAUCCUUGCCUUUGGAUAAGGACUCUUUCCUAUCUACAAUUGCACCACGUAUACCAGUGUGUCGCUCUGCUAUAGCUUUGUGGAUGGCCUGGCACUUUGCUCUUGAUAAUACUGUGCACAUGAAAAUGUAGUAGUUUGAAAAACAAGAUACAUACCUGGGGAAAAACUGCCGGCUCUUUUCAAGUAGUCAGACUUGGUCCUGCCUGCAUGGUUGCUAAACAGAGAGAAAGAGGAGGGCUAGAAGUACAGUGCUUUAACUAAAACUAACUUUGCUUUAACAUAGAAGUAAGCCAAAAGCAUUUUAUUAGAGUGGUUAUGCUAGCUUCUAAGCUAGAAGUUUAUUAUAGAGUUUGCUCCUGAUAACUAACCAGAGUUUUCUGCCUGUCGCUGAGCAUUUUUGCACUAAUAAAAACAGCAGUAAAACAUCUGAAAGCAUUUCUCAUGGCCGUUUUGUAUCAAUAAAGAAAUCAAACUUACAGUUUGCUCAAAAGAUAACAGGCAAAAAUUGGUGCCUGCAUGGGGAAGAGGAACGUUUGGGAUAUUUGUAAGCCUGCUCUAAGAGCUUCCAUUUUACAGGAUCUGGAACAACUCCACGCUGGGUUUCGAGCAGUCCUUUUGCCCCCAGAGGACAAUUUCUGCCAUACCACAGCUGCUCAGUGUGACCCACUUGGCGGUUUAGAGAGCACAGAGCUUAAUCCCACUUACCCAGUUCGUGGUUUAUGUUUCCAAGCCCAACAGGAAGAAUCAUCUACGUGCUGUUGAGAGUUGUUUUGUG